Molecule: messenger RNA, 3787 nt
Organism: Pimephales promelas (fathead minnow)
Lineage: Eukaryota; Metazoa; Chordata; Actinopteri; Cypriniformes; Leuciscidae
Source: RefSeq, a predicted model, not a curated record
AAGACUCCAAGGCCUGAAGAGGAGAUUCAAUAGAGAUAUGUCAUUCAAGGCUCAAUACGUUGAUUUCCUUAACAACAUGUUAGAGCAAGGAUAUGCAGAAAAGGUUCCCACCAAUGAGCCCAUUCUGGAACAAGGAAAGGUAUGGUACAUUCCCCACCAUGGUGUACAUCAUCCAACCAAAGGAAAGUUGCGUGUUGUGUUUGAUUGCGGCUGUACUUACAAAGGUACAUCAUUGAACAGUCAACUCCUGCAGGGCCCAGACUUCACUAACACGCUAAUUGGUGUUCUCCUUCGGUUUAGAGAAGAGCCCAUCGCUGUUAUGGCUGAUAUCAACGCCAUGUUCCAUCAGGUCCGGGUUCCAUAUAAGCAUGUUAACUUCUUGCGCUUUUUAUGGUGGCCCAAUGGAGACGCUACAGCGGAGCCAGAGGAAUACAGGAUGUGCGUGCAUUUGUUUGGAGCUGUAUCUUCUCCAAGCUGCUCAAACUAUGCACUGAGGAGAACUGCUGAGGAUAAUGCACUGCAAUAUUCACCCGAUGUCCUUUGUACAGUCAAGACAAAUUUCUAUGUGGAUGAUUGUCUUAAGUCCACUGUGACAGAGGAAGAUGCAGUGAAGCUCAUACAUGAAUUAACAUCUCUCUGUAAAAGGGGCGGCUUCCAUCUCCAAAAGUGGGUCACAAAUAACUCAAAUGUGUUUGCACGUAUUCCUAGUAAAAUCAGAGCAGUGGGUUUGGAGAACAUGGAUUUGGACAGGGACCAACUCCCUGUGGAAAGAGCUCUGGGGAUGCAAUGGUGUGUUCAAGGCGAUACGUUCAGCUUCAGGACUGCAGUGCAGGAACGUCCACACACUAGGAGGGGCAUCCUUUCUGUGGUGAGCUCUCUUUAUGACCCGCUGGGUUUUCUGUCUCCUUUCAUAAUCCCUGCCAAGUUACUGUUACAGGAGCUGUGCAGAAUGAACUUUAAAUGGGAUGAGCCAGUUCCCCGUGAGGUUUCCGAACAUUGGUCUGAGUGGCUCUCUGAACUUCAGCAUAUGAGUGGAUUUAAAGUGGAACGGUGUAUUAAACCCAAAAACUUUGGAACACAAGUGAAAGCAGAACUUCAUCAUUUUUCAGAUGCUAGUCAAACAGGAUACGGCAUUGUUUCAUACUUGAGAUUGGAGAAUACUGACAACGUGCAUGUUUCAUUCAUCACAGGCAAGGCUCGUGUCGCUCCUCUAAAGCAACUAACCAUUCCACGCCUCGAGCUUGCUGCAGCUGUGCUUGCUGUUCGAGUGAAUACAAUGCUGUUGAAAGAGCUACAGUUGCCAUUGCGAAGGUCAUUCUUUUGGACCGAUAGCACUACCGUUCUCAAGUACAUCUUUAAUGAAACAAAGCGCUUUCACACAUAUGUUGCCAAUCGUGUCAGCACCAUAAGAGAAUCCUCAGACAAAGAUCAGUGGAGGUAUGUAAACACCAAAGACAACCCUGCAGAUGAAGCUUCUCGAGGACUGAGAGCUCAGGAGUUUGGGAAAGGAAAAUGGCUAAAAGGACCAGACUUUUUGCACUUGCCCCCCACCAGGUGGCCGAAACUCGACUUGGACUCCUCUUCCAUUCCAUCUGACGAUGCAGAGGUGAAAAGGGAACUUAAGGUGAAUGUUGUUACAAUACACAGUGACAAUCCCCUCAGUCAGCUCAUUCACUAUUUUUCAUCCUGGAGAAAGCUUAAAACAUCGGUAGCCUGGCUGUUGGAGCUGAAAGAAAGACUUUUACUUUUGAGCCGAAAGAGAAAAGAACAUGUGGUCAACCAGAAUGAGAAUGUGGAAAAGGAAAUUAAAAAAUUCAAAGCCGCACUUGGAAGAUCCAGCUUGACACCAGAGCGCUUGGAGGAAGCCGAAAAGGCAAUAAUUCAGUUUGCACAAAACCAAAGAUUCAGUACUGAAAUUUCCUCACUAAAACAUGACCCAAAGACUGUUUUCAAAGAUAGUCCUCUUUAUCGCCUUGACCCCUUCAUUGAAGAUGGCAUCCUCAGAGUUGGUGGACGUCUGUUUAAAUCUGCACUGCCGUGGGAGGUAAAGCAUCCUGUGAUCCUGUCAAAGGAUUUGCAUGUUUCUCAGCUCAUAUUGCGUCACAUCCAUUACCAACUUGGACAUGCUGGACGCAAUCACAUGCUGAACAGAUUGAGACAGAAGUAUUGGAUCAUAAAUGCCAACUCUGCAGCCAGGAAGAUUCUCUCACAAUGUACAGUGUGUAGAAGAUACAGAGGAAAACUUGGAGAACAGAAGAUGUCUGACUUACCGGAGGAACGAGUUGUGCCUGAUAACGCACCCUUUACGAAUGCGGGAGUGGACUAUUUUGGACCAUUGGAGGUGAGGAGAGGUAGAACUGUGCUGAAGCGAUAUGGAGUGAUAUUUACCUGUAUGAGUAGCCGUGCAGUACACCUUGAGGUGGCGCACUCCCUCGACACAGACUCCUGCAUCAAUGCUGUGCGAAGAUUUAUCUGCAGAAGAGGACCUGUGACAAGUAUAAGGUCAGACAAUGGCACAAAUUUCGUUGGUGCGAAGAAGGAAUUGAGGCAGGCAUUGGCCGCUUUAAAUCACUCUAAAAUUGAAAGGACCUUUGUGCAGGAAGGAAUGACGUGGAGUUUUAACACCCCAGCUGCAUCUCACCAAGGUGGCGUUUGGGAGCGUCUGAUUCGCUCUGUGCGCAGUGUACUUACCUCUGUCGUUGGACAUCAACUGCUGGACGAAGAAGGCCUGCAAACGCUGUUUUGUGAGGUGGAAGCCAUACUCAAUGACCGACCAAUAAUUAAGGCCUCAGAAGAUCCCAAUGAUUUAGAAGCACUUACCCCAAAUCACAUUCUCCUGUUAAAGGGCAAGCCCAUUCUGCCAUUAGGUCUUUUCGAGAAAUCUGAUCUGUACAUUAAGAGGAGAUGGAGGCAGGUGCAGUACAUUGCGGAGCUUUUUUGGAAAAGGUGGACAGCAGAGUAUUUGCUUGUAAUGCAAGAAAGGCAAAAAUGGACGAAGCGAAGGAGAAACUUUAAUCCAGGAGAUAUUGUCGUAAUCGCUGAUGCCACAGCUCCAAGAGGCUCAUGGAUGAUGGGCAGAGUUCUAAGCACUACAGCUGACUCCAGAGGACUGGUUCGUUCUGUGAAGGUCCAAACGAAGACCAGCAUCCUGGACAGACCAAUAACCAAGCUCUGUCUUCUCUUGGAGGCUAAUAAUUGACUAUACAACUCAUUCUUUCUUCUAUUUCUAUCUUCAAUCUGUUUGUUUCUUUCAGAUAUGGAGAAUCCGGAGGUGUGAAGAUUCCAGUUUAAUGUUUAAGCUACAAUUAGAAUAUAGCUCAUUUGCGUUAAAGCUAAAGUUAAUUGUGGGUAAAGUACCGUCACAAUUAGGGGCUGGGUUGUUGGAGCUAUAUUUUUAUUUUUUGUUUAUUUUGGGUUUAAGUUACUUUAUAGUCUAAUUUAUUUCUUUUCUUUUCUUGUUAAAGUUAAUUUGGUUUAUUUUGCAUUUAUGCUUUACGUGUAUUUUCGUUUAUUGGUCACGUGGUGUUGCGUUCAUUUGCAUAAGUAGGUCAAGGUGGGAAGUACGUUAGGCACGAGGGCAUAUGGUUUUUUACCAGCGUGAGAGAGGCAGCAGAAAUGUCUGUGAGCUUGCUUGGACUGUGUGAAUAAACCUCCUCAAACUCAAUCCUGGUAUGGACAUUUUGCUUUGGUACCUCUGAACCUGCGUAAAGCCAAACUAUGACGUAGCCUCAAGUGGCCAUUUGAGAAGUUUAUUGUUUUUCUUUUGUUUUGUUUAAGUUUAUGGACA